Messenger RNA from Phodopus roborovskii (desert hamster), 1561 nucleotides. RefSeq names its product 1-acylglycerol-3-phosphate O-acyltransferase 3 (gene Agpat3). Lineage: Eukaryota; Metazoa; Chordata; Mammalia; Rodentia; Cricetidae. The coding region runs from base 345 to 1475 and encodes 376 amino acids. Gene Ontology annotation, molecular function: 1-acylglycerol-3-phosphate O-acyltransferase activity. The transcript is spliced from 11 exons. The record is from RefSeq and is a predicted model, not a curated record. Gene Ontology annotation, cellular component: endoplasmic reticulum; endomembrane system.
CGGCGCCGAGGCGGAGGGCGGCGAUGGGGGCCCGGGGCGGCGGGCGCCGCACUCGCUGAGGCCCGACGCAGGGCCGGGCCGGGCCCAGGCCGAGCGCAGCGGCCGCACGCGCCGACGCGAGGAUCGCGACCAGCAGGUGGAGUGCAGGCGCUGGGGUCAUUCAGUAACCAGAGCCUCUUGAGGAAAACACUUGUCCACGGUAGGCCACCAAGGAGCCUUGGAGCAGUUGACCCCAGCCCUGCAGGUUGGACACCCUUGAGGACAGCCAUCACCUGGCCCUGCUAACUGUGCCUUGGACGGCUGUUCUCAGUGAAGGACCGUGCGCCCGCCCCUGAGCAGCGACCAUGGGCCUGCUUGCCUACCUGAAGACCCAGUUCGUGGUGCACCUGCUCAUUGGUUUCGUCUUUGUGGUGAGCGGGUUGGUUAUCAACUUCACCCAGCUGUGCACACUGGCCCUCUGGCCUAUCAGCAAGCAGCUAUACCGCCGCAUCAACUGCCGCUUGGCCUACUCGCUCUGGAGCCAGCUGGUCAUGCUCCUGGAGUGGUGGUCCUGCACGGAGUGCACUCUCUUCACCGACCAGGCCACCGUGGACCACUUUGGGAAGGAGCACGCAGUUGUCAUCCUUAACCACAACUUCGAGAUCGACUUCCUUUGUGGGUGGACCAUGUGUGAGCGGUUUGGCGUGCUGGGGAGCUCCAAGGUGCUGGCUAAGAGGGAGCUGCUGUGCGUGCCUCUCAUCGGCUGGACGUGGUACUUCCUAGAGAUCGUAUUCUGCAAAAGGAAGUGGGAAGAAGACCGGGACAUUGUCAAAGAAGGACUGAAGCGCUUGGCAGACUACCCAGAAUACAUGUGGUUUCUCUUGUACUGCGAAGGAACACGCUUUACAGAGACCAAGCACCGCAUCAGCAUGGAGGUGGCUGCUUCCAAGGGGCUGCCCCCCCUCAAGUACCACCUGCUACCCCGGACCAAGGGUUUUACCACUGCAGUCCAGUGCCUCCGGGGGACAGUUGCAGCUAUCUACGAUGUGACCCUGAACUUCAGAGGGAGUAAGAACCCAUCCCUGCUGGGGAUCCUCUAUGGAAAGAAAUAUGAGGCAGACAUGUGUGUGAGGAGGUUUCCACUGGCAGACAUCCCAGCAGACGAGAAUGACGCAGCCCAGUGGCUUCACAAGCUGUACCAGGAGAAGGACGCCCUGCAAGAGAUGUACAAGCAGAAGGGUGUAUUCCCAGGGGAGCGGAUCAAGCCUGCCCGAAGGCCGUGGACCCUCCUGAACUUCUUGUGCUGGGCCACCAUCCUCCUCUCUCCCCUAAUCAGCUUUGUCCUGGGCGUUUUCGCCAGCGGAUCCCCGCUCCUCAUCCUGACGUUCUUGGGGUUUGUGGGAGCAGCUUCCUUCGGAGUCCGAAGACUGAUAGGAGUGACUGAAAUAGAAAAAGGUUCCAGCUAUGGCAACCAAGAGCUUAAGAAAAAGGAAUAAUUAAUGCUGUGAUUGAACACCCAUAACCUGACGCGGUAUCCAAUUAACUCAAUUAAAAACCGAACACACAGAGCGAGGGAAAGGGA